AGUAUAUUAGAUUGGUGUGAUUUCGGGUUUGGUUUUUGCGUGUUUUUGUUUCAUCGAGUAGCUUCAACUAUUUACCGCCCCGCCGGAGAAGGAGAAGAAGGAUCUGUGUCGUGUUGUGUCGCCAUGUCUCGGGUUGACAACAGAAAUUCCUCUGCCGCCAAGCGUGCUAGGACUGAUGGUAGCCGUAGGGAAGAUGAUUGGACUUGCCCCAGCUGUGGCAAUGUCAAUUUCUCUUUCAGGACAACUUGUAACAUGCGUAAUUGCACUCAACCAAGGCCAGCUGAUCAUAAUUCGAAAUCUGCUGCCAAGCCUCUACAAGCUCCACAGGGUUAUUCAUCCGCAGCUCCUUAUUUAGGCUCUAAUGCUCCAUCUUCUAUAUAUCUUAGUGUCCCACCAUAUGGAUCUUCUCUGUUCAAUGGAUCAUCAGUUCCUCCCUAUGAUGUUCCAUUUUCUGGAGGAUCAGCAUAUCACUACAAUUAUGGUAGUCGCCUCUCUGCUGGAAGUCCUUAUAGACCAUUGCAUUUAUCUGGACCUGCACCCUACACCGGUGGGCCAGUGAUGGGAAAUGGUGGGAUCUAUGGGAUGCCCCAACUGUUGGAUCGCUAUGGCCUGGGUGUGCCUAUUGGACCUGGGACAAUGGGUGCCAGACCUGGAUUUUUUCAUGAUGACAAGUCUCAGAAAAAAGACACAACUCGUGACAAUGACUGGACAUGUCCAAAAUGUGGCAAUGUCAAUUUCUCAUUUAGAACUGUCUGCAACAUGAGAAAGUGCAACACGCCCAAACCUGGAUCCCAGGCCUCAAAGUCGGACAAAAAUUCUAAGCAAAAGAUGCCUGAAGGAAGCUGGAAGUGUGAAAAGUGUAACAACAUAAACUAUCCUUUCAGAACCAAGUGCAACAGACAGAAUUGUGGUGCUGACAAGCCUGCUGAGUCUGAUAAAUCUCCUUCACCAUCUGCUGAUCAAAAUGAUCAGUGAGUACUAGGACAUGUUUGAGGGUUGAGAAGGUCCAGAGUUGUCAUCAAGAAUUGCUCAAUUUCGGUGUCUGACAGUCAGUCUUGUCGUCCUCUAUGUUGCAGCAGUUGUCAAGUCACUCACCUUCUCAAUGUGUCAAGUUGUUGUAUUAACCGAGAUGGUAUUUUGGUCUUUGUGGAUUGUUAUGAUGCAUGUGUCAGCCAACUUUCCUGGCACAAAGGUUAUUGCAGUUUCCAGUUUUAAGUUUUCUUUUGGUUCAUGAAUGUCUGUGUUUAAGUAUUACUCUAGAUGCCUCAAAAGAAUAUGAAGAUUCUAAGUGUUAGGUGGUGGCAUUUAGUUUUGGGUAGUAGCUGAAAGUGUCUUCCUAACAUACCACUUAGGAUAUGUGCAUCAGUAUUUGUUACAGAAGCCAAUUUCUCUCAUGCCGUUGCUUGUAGCUACAUGGAUGAUUCAUGUCGUGUCGUUGAAUUAAAGUUGCGGUUAGAUUAUUUAGUAGUUUUUUUAUUUUAGUUUCAUUUAGAUAAGCGUUCCUAGCCCUAUAAUAUUUUAGGGUUGUGGGUUAUCUUUUAUGUAUCUUCAGUGCUAAUCUUCUUGUUUCUGGUAUCUCACUCUUAUAUUUUGUUUCGCUACUCUAAUAUUUGGUGGAUGUCAAGUAGGUAUCUGUUGUCCUUUAUGAAUCGUGUCAAUGGGGGCAAUCUAGUCAAUUUAGUAGUCCCUCGGAAUUAUUCUGUGCAAUCAUAGUUCGCGAAUUUGUGUAAAA
Messenger RNA from Vigna radiata var. radiata (mung bean), 1732 nucleotides. Its product is annotated as ranBP2-type zinc finger protein At1g67325. The coding region runs from base 124 to 975 and encodes 283 amino acids. Lineage: Eukaryota; Viridiplantae; Streptophyta; Magnoliopsida; Fabales; Fabaceae. The record is from RefSeq and is a predicted model, not a curated record. The transcript is spliced from 10 exons.